AUGAUGAUGAAACCUCGACCUCUUAUGUCUGGACCUUUGUUUGAUAAUCCAGCAAAAAAUAAUGGUAAUUACUCUCAAGCUGGUUCCGGCGGAAUGAUGAAUCGAAUGCCGUUUCAAUCUCCUCGGCCAGCAAAUUUAAUGGAAAUGACACAUCAACAUACCACAUUUGAUCUUCAUCAAUAUCAGAAUGAGGUACCAUUUCCGUACAUGAAUGAAUCGCCUGAUGAUUUAACGGAUGCUCUUAUUCAACGAAAUAAAGAAUUGAUUCCGCCAAUCGAAGAAAAUUCAGCAAUAUUAAAUUUUGUAACCAAAGUGCAGUCUGUUUUAGAUACGCUUGUCUUAUCAGCUGCAAGUUUCACUGCUUGUGUAUUGGAAGAAACGCGUCAAGUUGGAUCAUUCAAAGCUGGAACAUUACUCGUUGGUCAUAAAGAAGCCGAUAUUGUUGUUAUUUUGAAAACAUUACCUACGAAAGAAGCUAUCGGUCAGCUUGGUAACAAAUUGAAUGAUGAUGUUACAAAAAUAUGUACUCCAAAUGAGGCAAGUAGUUCCACUUACUUAAUCACCAUGUUAGUUACAACUUAUGGUAUUGAAAUGUGUAUGAAUGAUAUAAAAGUAAAAUUAUUAGUUACAACAUCGACAAAAAAUAUCAAUUCAUUGGUGCCAAAUGUACAUCUUGAUAAAAAUAUUUGUUUGCAGCAUUUGGCAGCUAUUCGACACGCAAAAUGGCUUGAAGAGAACGCAUCUCAUCCAAGUAUCAAAGUUCUGAUCCGUUUAAUUAAAGAUUUACGAAGACGUUUUGAAGCGUUUCAACCAUUAACGGCAUGGAUGAUCAGUUUAUUGGCUCAUCAUUGUGUUAUGAACAAUCCAACACAUGAACCACUGCCAAUCAAUACUGCAUUUCGACGUUCUAUUCAAUUAUUAUCUGCUGGUAUAUUUUUACCAAAUUCAUCUGGACUUGUGGAUCCAUGUAAUACAGAUCGCAAUAGCCGUUUACACGAUCCAGUAGCACAAGAUGAACUGUGUUUAACUAGUCAAUUAUUGUUAAGAAUAAUGGCACAUAAAGGCUAUAAUUACAUAUUAGGCGUCGAUAUUCAUCCGAACUUAUUGAAUGAAAUAAGUAUCUGGCAGAAAGAUAGUAAUCUGAAUGCAUCAGUAAGACCAGGUGAAAAAGUUUAUCUGAAAACAAGUGAUAGUACGAAUGAAACAGAAUUGAUUCAUGAUUAA
Molecule: messenger RNA, 1224 nt
Organism: Didymodactylos carnosus
Lineage: Eukaryota; Metazoa; Rotifera; Eurotatoria; Philodinida; Philodinidae
Source: the annotation of a GenBank genome assembly